This is a messenger RNA of Platichthys flesus (European flounder), 1890 nucleotides long. It is a transcript of the gene lmo2, whose product is annotated as LIM domain only 2 (rhombotin-like 1). Gene Ontology annotation, cellular component: nucleus. The transcript has 3 exons. The coding region runs from base 442 to 921 and encodes 159 amino acids. NCBI's taxonomy places the organism in Eukaryota, Metazoa, Chordata, Actinopteri, Pleuronectiformes, Pleuronectidae. Gene Ontology annotation, molecular function: transcription coactivator activity; DNA-binding transcription factor binding. The record is from RefSeq and is a predicted model, not a curated record. Gene Ontology annotation, biological process: positive regulation of transcription by RNA polymerase II.
CUGCUGCACAAUAACCGAGGCUGCAUGUGGAGGAGCGCGUCUGCUGCACGCACACUGGAAAACUCAUGUGCACACACGCACGGAGAUCCACGCCAACGCUGACCUUCGGAUGAAUAAAAAGCGCGUACGGUGCGCAGGACGUUUGAGGGACGUGAAGUGUCCCCUCGGGUUAGUGCCUCAGGAAAUGAUGACAGUGUCCUCCAUCAUCGCUUAGCUGCUCACAGAGGUUUCUCUCUUUUUGCGACCGUUUCACCUGGACGUGAUACAGACUGUUAAUCUGACAGUGAAGGCUCAGAGAGUGAGGGGGUCCUGGUGGGGUCCCGGUGGAGGCAGGUGCAGCGCCCCUUGGCUUCAGGUUGACCGCUGGCGCUUUGACAGGGAGCCGCUGAGCUCUGGACCCUGAGGACUCAUCUGGAUCAGACUGGACUCCAGAUAUCAGCUAUGUCGUCCGCUAUAGAGAGGAAGACAAUGGAGGCCAAUGAGGAGCCGGUGGACGAGGUCCUCCAGAUGCCCCCCUCUCUGCUGUCAUGUGGCGGCUGUCAGCAGAGCAUCGGCGACCGGUUCUUCCUGAAGGCCAUAGAGCAGUACUGGCACGAGGACUGUCUGAGCUGCGACCUGUGUGGCUGCCGGCUGGGCGAGGUGGGCCGACGACUCUACUACAAGCUCGGCAGGAAGUUAUGUCGGAGAGACUACCUCAGGCUCUUCGGUCAGGACGGUCUCUGUGCCUCCUGUGAGAAGCGGAUCCGAGCGUUUGAGAUGACGAUGCGCGUGCGGGACAAGGUUUACCACCUGGAGUGCUUCAAGUGUGCCGCCUGCCAGAAACACUUCUGUGUGGGCGAUCGCUACCUGCUCAUCAACUCUGACAUUGUGUGCGAGCAGGACAUCUUUGAGUGGACCAAACUCAACAACAACAUGGUUUAGGAGAAGCUCUUGAAUCUCUCUCUCCACUUUGCCUUGUCCCACUGGCUUUGAACUUGUUGUAGCCUGUACAGGCUUCGUCGUGACUCUGAUGUUCCUGUUGACUCAUUUAACUCAGAAAUGAGAGGUGACAUCUAUGCACUGCUCCCUGCUGGAGACCAACGAAGACUGCACCAGCAAUAACAUUUCUUGUAAAACUUCACCCUUAAACAUAUAAUAAUAUUUUUGUGUUAUCGACACUGGACUUUUUGGAAUUUAGCGAUAAAGUUUCCAGUAGUAAAGCACCAUUAAAUCACCUCAGUCUGGACAGAAACAUUCAGUAAGUAAUUUGGAAAUGUUUUAUUUUAAAGUUAUUUGAUAGUUAUUUCUAUAGAUUAAUUUAAUACUGAUUAAAUGCAUAUUAUGAACUUUGUUAAAGAGCUGCUCAAAUGAAACACAAAUUAUUAAUUCAUUGUUAUACUUAUUUCUCCUUAUAUGUUGAACAGUUUGCAUUGUUAACUAACCUGCUGCACUGACUGACACACUGUGUUUUAUCAGCUGUUAAGUCUAUUCAUUGAACACUUAAUCUAUUUUCUCUCUUAUUAGAAUUAAACUACACAGUUCAUUCCAAAACCUGCCAAGUAAACUACUAAGACCUGUAAAAUAAAGCGUCCACCAGAUUUUCAUUAAUUAUUAAUGGUAGAAAAUAUCCAUUUUUGACGGUCCUGAUCAGAACGAUUGUAUGGUAAUACCAGGUUGAACUGGCGUCGCCCUCUAGUGGCGACACCAGUUGGUAGAGGGAAUCUUUGCGAUUACUAAUUUUAUUAGCGUCCUCACUUGUUUCCUUUGUCUCUUCUGUAACUGCAACAACUCAUUGAGUUUGCACACAGGGAUUUUUAGAUGUUAACUUGUGGAUUAAUAAAUAAACCAGGUAUUGGUUACCACUUGAGCUAAUGAGCUGUUGCAUUGUAUAAAAACAAGUUAAUUAUUUCA